Molecule: messenger RNA, 822 nt
Organism: Zychaea mexicana
Lineage: Eukaryota; Fungi; Mucoromycota; Mucoromycetes; Mucorales; Lichtheimiaceae
Exons: 2
Coding region: 1-822 (273 amino acids)
Source: RefSeq, a predicted model, not a curated record
AUGACCCCCAUACGUUUCGUUCCUGGAAACAAGAUACCAAAUCGCCGCAAAUGGGUAAUACGCCGAAUUGUGUCUGUCGCUAUCGUGAUGGUGAUUGAGAUCGGUCUCCCACUUGCACUUUAUUACGGUCUAAGGAACAUAAUUGGUGUAGUCUACUCUCUGGUGCUUUCAGGUGCACCUCCUUUUCUUUACGUCCUCUACGAGUUUAUACGACGUAGAAGAAUCGACAUCCUUGGUUGUAUCAUUGGUCUUUCAUUCAUCAUAUCGGGCGCGCUUUCCAUCUCUAGCGGUGAUGCAAGAGCAGAGAUAAUACGCGAUUCGGCUGUAAGUGCUGUUAUCGGUGGCAUGUUCCUCAUCAGCUUAAUUCCGGUCCGAACUCGAUGGUUUACUACCCGGCCAUUAGCGUUUGUCAUCGCUCGACAAAUAUUGUAUCCUGGUAUCAAGUAUCGAUGGACUGACCGCUACGGAAAUCUUCAAGAACAAGACAUGGUGCUUUGGAGAUGGGAGCACGUCAAAGUUUUUAGAUUCAACAUGUACGGGCAAACGAUCGGCUGGGGAUUUCUCCUAAUUACGACAUUUGUUGCAUGUGUCUUGCUGGUUGAAGUUAGUGAUCUAUCCGACGACGACGUUAUUAUGUAUAACUAUAUUAUCACCGGAGCUACUACCGGCCUCAUGGUUAUUGUGCCCUUGGCCGUGUGGGUCUACGAGCAUAAGCGAGCAACCCAGAUUGGAAAACAAUGGACAAAGGAAAAUGAUUUUACCGGUAAAAUUCAACGUCAAACAAUCGAAAAGGAGGACGAAAGAAGUAUUGUGGGAGAUUAA